AUAUUGAUAUGCAUACUCUUUUCUAAGUUUACAUUUAACUUUUUAUUUUUGAAGCUUGAAUAUCAUUUUUUUGCAAACAGAAUGGGGAAUCCUUAAAACUAAGAGAUGUUGCAUUUCUGCUAACCAACAAUGUCAGCCCGAUACAUGAAACUGCCUACUUCAGACCAAGUGGAUGAUGUCCGACUAGAUUUCUCCUCUUCCUUUAGCUACUCCAGUGUAGACAACCAAUUUGCUCCAAUCAACCCUAACAAAUACAGAUCAGCGUUUAGCUUUACAGAAUCCCGCUGUGUUGAAGAUGUUCAGUUCACAAGAGGUAAAGUGAAGCAGCCUUUGAUUGGUCGAGUGUGCCACCUGUUUCUGACGGCUUGCUGUAUCCUACUCCUGAUCCUAACCUUCCCUGUCAGUGGCUGGUUCUGUUUCAGGAAACUGGGACAAUAUGAGAGGAUUGCUAUAUUCCGUUUAGGACGACUUGUGGAGAUUAAAGGUCCAGGGAUAGUUUUCAUUUUACCAUGUGUGGAUAACUGUAGAAAAGUAGACAUGAAGAUAAAGGCAUUUAAUGUGCCCCCACAGCAGAUGAUAUCAUCAGACAGAGGAGUAGUAGAGGUUGGGGCAGACGUUUUCUAUAAAGUCGUAGACGUGGAAAAAUUUGUUCUUAGUCUUCAGGAUCUGAAUUCACCUUUACGUACACUUCUGAUGGCAUCCCUCAAAAAUAGCUUUGUCCGCAGAGACUUGGAGGACAUGAAGUCAAAUAAACUGAUAAUAGCCGCUAAAAUACAGGAGGAUACAAAUGCCACAACCAGUGGAUGGGGCGUAGAAGUUGUCAAGAUAGAAAUACCAUUUAUAAAAGUACUCCAGGCCCCUGAGCCCAGGGACCCUCUAGCUGCAUUAGGUCUUGGAGGGGAUCUUCCCAACACAUUCCAGCAGCUGGCCACUAUGUUUAUGCAGAAUAUAAAAGGUAGUAGAUACUCCAGUGACAAUAAGUCUGGUGAGGAGCAGCAAGGGGCUACCCCUGAACCUCCAACACUCCCUACUGUUAUGGCCCUCUCCCCAGAUGGCGCUGCAGGUAGUGUUGAGGAUGCCCCAUCUCCAAGGGAGGUCAUCAGGGCUGCUGGGCGACUGAUCAAUGAAGUGACCGUUAGGCAGAAUGGUAAUGUCUACUUGUUCCAGCUGGAUGGAGAAAAUGGUGGACUCUUUUAUCUAGAUCUCAAGAAUGGAAGUGGAAGUGCUGGGGAAGGCCUGCCCCCUGGUGGUGAACCUGAUGUGACUUUGACCUUGUCUGUGUCAGAUAUGCAGAACAUGUUUGUGGGGAACACAAAGCCCCUACAGGCCUACAUGAGUGGGAGACUUAAGGUAUCAGGGGACUUAUCAGCUGCCUUAAGUUUGGAGGACUUUGUGAAAAAAGUAGUUGAAAAAAUUAAAUCUGAACAAACAGAGUCACAUGAUAGAUUUCUUCAUGUAUAGCAUGUAUGUGAGGCGUAAACAGAUGAAUUGAGAAUGAUUGCAGAAAAAUUACUUGUUUGAUUUAAUCUAUUUGAUAAUUUUUCUUUUGUCUGUGAUAAUAUUUUAUUGAAUUAGUGCACUUCCAAAGUGAAAUCUGUUUUUAAAUGUUUUACAGCCACAUCAUAAAUAUCCAACAACUCCCUUUUUGACAAUUCCUGUAAUCUUGGUAAUAAUCAUUUUCUUUGUGUUCUUGUGGUGCCAUGUUAUAAUUUUUUUUUGUAUUCACUAUUUAUAAUAAAAUUUGUAUAUAAUUUCAUAAUUCAA
Messenger RNA from Saccostrea echinata, 1764 nucleotides. Its product is annotated as stomatin-like protein 1. The transcript has 10 exons. Gene Ontology annotation, cellular component: plasma membrane. The record is from RefSeq and is a predicted model, not a curated record. Lineage: Eukaryota; Metazoa; Mollusca; Bivalvia; Ostreida; Ostreidae. The coding region runs from base 130 to 1461 and encodes 443 amino acids.